UGUAGCUCGUCUUAAUAACGCCAAUGUAUUAUACAAUAAUGCAAGGUGUAUUUUUAAAAGUGCCUUGUCAUCAGUACUGGUUGGGAUAAAUGUCUUACGCCAAUAGGCUGAUACUUUUUCUUGAGUGGAUGGAAUCGGAGGAAAAAUAAUUGCAUCUCUUGAAGAUGAUGACACUUUUGUUCCUGAUACAUUUGGAGAAGAAGUAUUAUAUACCUCAGUGAACAGGUGAACAAUUCCACAUGGCUUUCAGCUACCGUGUUUCAGAACUUUUCAACAUUACAGAUGCACGUUACAUUAGAGGCCAGUCUGCAGUGAUUCUUAUGACGGUUGCCUUAGUGAUAGUUUUGACGAAAAUACCACACAUCUCAGGGAGCGAACACGAACACAGGGUUCGGGAUGCGAGCGGAGAGACGUUGAUGGAGGUGUGGCACACGGACUGUCACCGCGUGUGUCGUCACGACCUCAUCGAGCACGUCGACGUCGCCUGCAGGUACGACCCCUACAGAAUCAUCGGCAAGCGGUCCGUGGACGCCGUUAUGGACCCGAGCAGUCAUUCUGAACAUCAAUCUCCAUCACAACAACCAACAAGAGCCCCUUCUCUGUUUGUUGCAAAAGACACGUCAGCCUCGUUUCUGAAGAGCUACAAACUGAAACGGCAGGCUCAUUCGGUUUACAAACGAUCUAUCAUGGACGAAUGCUGUGUAAGCAAGGCGUGCUCCUGGGAGGAAUUCGCAGAGUUCUGCCACGUGGGCAAUCGAAGGCCUGCCACACAUGUUACAAUAUGUUAUCCAUGACGUCACACGGGUUUUUUUUCGGGGGGGGGGGGGGUCGGUUUUUUUUUUUUCCAGCCUUGACUUAAAGGCACAGUGCCACGAACAAUUAACCUACUAAACGGCCCAUCACAUUAUUACCUGAAAAUAUAAGUAAUUGGAUUUGAACCUCAAAACAGAAGAAAAAAAAUCAAUUAGCUACACAGUCGUCGAUAUUAUGCUAAAUUACGGCGACGUAGCUAUUAAUCGGAAGGAGAGAAAUCAAACCUGUUAUUUUGAGCACAGGCGUGCGAGGUAUUACAUUUGGAUUCAUGUGACGGGCAUUGCCAGUCAGUGUCGAAAGCAAGACAAUACUUAACACGUGUAAAACUCUGAUCAAAACGAUGACAUAAACUUUUCAAAACUAGAAAUUGCCCAAAAUAUGUAUACUGAAUGUCUUUUGUAGUAGAUCGAUGAAAAUGUGAUAGACGGUACAAUAACAGUAUUUGGUAUAAUACGUGAAUGCAAUUGUAUUUUAUAAUCAAUUAUUAGACAAAAUAACCUUUGUAAUCCGUGACACUUCGCCUUUAAAAAUGUAUUGAAAUUGAUCGCUGUUUCCUGUCCUGGACGAAGGAGCCGGCCUAGGCCGACACCUGCGCUCAUGACAGGCGUGCGCUACAACAGCUUGUUCUGAAUGUGCACGUUAAACCCUAUGGCCUGACCCGACCUGAUGGUUUAGUUUUUUUUUAUAGAAAGUAUGAUAAUGAAUUGUAGAUUGUGGACUUUUUAAAAGUCCGUUUUAAAGAAGUAUGAAAUAGCGAGAUGUAGAGUCUCCUACAUCCCACGACAGCUGUGUUUGGAUCGAGAAAGAAUAUAAAUACACACAUUAAACAGAUGGGUCCCUCAUAUUGAAGCCCCUGAAGUUAAUGCAAAAUUUGUAUUACGAAAGUGAAUUUGAGCGUGAUAUAUUUUAUUAAUGCCACUAUAACCACCAACACACGGGCCCCUAACAUACCGACCCAUAAAAAGAUUGCAUAUAGUUGUCUAAUCCUAAAAGAAAGAAAAAACGAAAGAAAAACUCUGUACGAUUAUAAAGUUGAGGAUAUUCUGUGUGUAUUCGUUUUGACGGAGUACUAUUACGCAUACAUUGUAAUUAGGCCAAGUAAAAAAA
Messenger RNA from Gigantopelta aegis, 1920 nucleotides. RefSeq names its product probable insulin-like peptide 7. The record is from RefSeq and is a predicted model, not a curated record. Bases 240 to 794 code for a protein of 184 amino acids. The transcript has 4 exons. Lineage: Eukaryota; Metazoa; Mollusca; Gastropoda; Neomphalida; Peltospiridae.